This is a messenger RNA of Salvelinus sp. IW2-2015, 3170 nucleotides long. Its product is annotated as nuclear transcription factor Y subunit gamma. Lineage: Eukaryota; Metazoa; Chordata; Actinopteri; Salmoniformes; Salmonidae. Gene Ontology annotation, biological process: regulation of transcription by RNA polymerase II. Gene Ontology annotation, molecular function: DNA-binding transcription activator activity, RNA polymerase II-specific; RNA polymerase II cis-regulatory region sequence-specific DNA binding; protein heterodimerization activity. The record is from RefSeq and is a predicted model, not a curated record. Gene Ontology annotation, cellular component: nucleus; CCAAT-binding factor complex.
UGAAUAUUAAAGGGCAAGGCCGGAGGAGAUUUUUAACUGGGACUCUGGAGCGCCGCUGUUCUGCCGUUCGUCGCUCCUUCACCUCUCUUUUUUCUUUUCUUUUUCCCCCCCCUCCUGUGUGCUGAGGCAGGGGUCAACUGAAUGACAAACAAAAGGGUCGCUGUCCUGGAGAGCGAGAGGGAGAAGAAAUGAGUGAUAGGAAGAGAGGGAGACGCUCAACUGUGGGGCAAAUGAGGGGACUUGGUCAGAGGAGAAACAGGAGAGAGGGGUGUGUGUUUAGGAGAAGGAGGGUGGUGGGAGGGAGCGGUGGAGACUCAGUUGAGGGGGAGGGGUAGAAUAAAGGGGUGGUGGUGAACGCUCUUCUCUCUGUCGGGCAGGCUAUAUGCUUUUUAAAGGCGGACGGACGGGCAGCCUGCCUUUUGUCUGUUCCUGGUUCCGGGGCCCGAGGAAGUUGAGGGCUACAGAGAUUUUGUGUGUCAGCCAGCCCCCCCUCUCUCUUCUACAAUGCAGAGUAGAGUACAGCCUUUCUCUCUCCUUCUCUCCCACAGCCUACUACACAGCAUGAAGGGCACAGGUCCCGUUGGGGAGACGGAGGACAAUAACUCCAGAGCUGAAGCCCUGGCUUCCAAAUCCCAGCUCCCGUCACUGUUUGCAUGAGAUUUGAAUAUCAUUUGCAGUGAGCAUGUCUGCAGAUUCGUUUGGCGCCGGGGGCAGCGAUGCCCAGCAGAGCCUACAGUCCUUCUGGCCACGCGUCAUGGAAGAGAUCAGGAACCUCACGGUGAAGGAUUUCCGCGUGCAGGAGUUGCCUCUCGCCCGAAUCAAGAAAAUCAUGAAGCUGGAUGAAGAUGUGAAGAUGAUCAGUGCGGAGGCUCCGGUGCUGUUUGCCAAGGCAGCUCAGAUCUUCAUUACAGAGCUCACGCUGAGGGCCUGGAUUCACACUGAAGACAACAAGAGACGCACCUUACAGAGGAACGACAUUGCCAUGGCGAUAACGAAGUUCGACCAGUUUGACUUCCUUAUCGACAUUGUGCCCCGGGACGAGCUCAAGCCCCCCAAACGACAGGAGGAGGUGCGUCAGUCGGUGGCCCCAGCAGAGCCGGUUCAGUACUACUUCACCCUGGCUCAGCAGCCAGGCCAGGUGCAGGGCCAGCAGGCCACUGGACAACAGGCUACCACCAUCCAACCUGGACAGAUCAUCAUCGCACAGCCACAGCAAGGACAGGGAGGGGCUCCAAUGACCAUGCAGGUGGGGGACCAGCAGGUCCAGAUAGUACAGGCGUCGUCCCAGGGCCAGACCCAGACGGUGCAGUCAGGACAGACCAUGCAGGUCAUGCAGCAGAUAAUCACCAACUCCGCAGAGAUCCAGCAGAUACCAGUGCAGCUGAACAAUGGCCAGUUGCAGUACAUCCGGCUGGCACAGCCUGUCUCUGGCACACAGGUGGUUCAGGGACAGAUCCAGACGCUGGGUAACACUCAGCAGGUACAGAUUACACAGACAGAGCAAGGCCAGCAGCAAUUCAACCAGUUUACUGACGGACAGCAGUUGUAUCAGAUUCAGCAGGUGAUGCCGGCGGGACAGGACCUGAGCCAGCCCUUGUUCAUCCAGUCCACCAAUCAGACGGCCGAUGGACAGGUCACCACACAGGUCAGCACAGACUGAGGCUCUGGAAGCAUCCUCCUGACGCCCAGACCACCAAACCAUUGACCACACCACCUGCUACCAUCCAUAAGGACAACACUGGCUCAAACGCCAAGGGACCUCCUAGGAGGCGUCCAAAAUGGUCAAAAGUAGAGCCCAAUAUAGGGUGCCAUUUGGGAUGUACCCUUACUCUCAUUCAAUACACUGAUCUAUGACAUGAUACUUAAAAGGGACUGUCUGACAACAACAGUUCUUUAUUCAGUAUACUGGGUCAGAUACCAAAGGGACUGCUCUACAACUCCCGCUCAUUCCCAUUUCAUAUCGUCUCUCUCUGCCUCUGUUAGUUCCUCCAGGCACCCACUCUCACCUGAUACGUUCCCCAAAAAAGCCUCACUUAGUGCGCAUUCAUGAGAGCUACACACAGGGUAUCCGAACACUGAAUCCUCCAGGACCCAACUCUCCUCCGUCUUAGUGACCAGCUGUUCAUCCUCAAUGUCUGUAAACCCUUUAUGUACAAACCUCCUCUGUAUAUUCUCUGUCUCUCUGUGAAGUACACCGUAUGGAUGGCUCUUGUGUUCUCUAUGGGUGCGUCCCAAAUGGCAACCUAUUCCCUAUACAAUGCACUCAUUUUGACCACGGUCCAAAGGGUUUUGGUCAAAAGUAGUGCUCUAUAUAGGGAAUAGAAUGCAUUGGGAUGCAUCCUAUGGAAGGCAUGGCCCUUGUUUUGUCUACAAGCCAAGAGAACAUGAAUCCUUUGUAAUGUUUUUAAUGUGUAGACGUUUAAAAUAAUAAACUAUAAAGCCAUACUCUUACCUAACCCAUUUAAUUCACAAUAAAUCAUUGUCAAUUGUAUGAAACCAGCCAUGAUAGGUCAAUUAAGUUAUGUUAGUUUCUCGCAGGUUUUUCACAUUGACGAGACAUUGCCAUCGAUGAAAGGGCUUCUAACUGAAUGAUUGAGUUUGAAUUUUGUAUGACCUCCGUGUGUGUGUGUGUGUGUGUGUCAUUCAAUAUUGUGCAGUUACUGCAGUAUACUUUCCCCAUGGCCCAGUGAUCCUAUUCACCUCUUCAGUGCCCCCUCUCCAUCUCUCCAUUCAUUUCCACUGAUCACUCUAUCAUUGUUAGAGCAGGGAGGGGUUAGGCCUUUCUGUCUCUAUGCAGUCUCUUCUUUCUCCCCUUCUCUCUUUUUCUCUCCCUUUACUUUUUUCUCUAUCCAGAGAGGUUUGUGGUUCUCCUGCCCUGCUCUGAGGAAGCCUCCUGUAUAAAAACAACUCCACUGGAGGAAAGGCCCCUUUUUAUAAACUCUUUUUUUGAAUACCUGUUGUAACUUGUUAAUUUGUUUGUAUGACUACCCCUCUCCCUCCUCCCCUUUCUUAUUUAGUUCAAUUGUUAUCAUUGUUGUUCUUAUUAUUGUCGAUUUGCAUGUCCUUUAAACUGCCAGCAUGAUAUGCAAUAGAUGGGUAGACAUUCUAUUUUGUAAGCAAACUUUGGGUUUGUGAGAAAAUAAAAUGCAAAUAAAAAACAUUACAUGCUA